AUGUCGGCAGUGGAUUCAGUGCUCAAGCAGACAGCGCGAGACGUCGCCAAGGAGGCCGAGGUUCAACGCGUCCUGGCAGCCUUCAAGCUCAACCCCUACGAUGUGCUGGACCUCCCUGCGUUUGCGACAGAGUCCGAGGUCAAGAAACAAUACCGUAAGAAGUCGUUGAUGAUUCACCCGGACAAGUUCAAGCACGAGCAAGGACACGAGGCGUUUGAUUUGCUGAAAAAGGCUGAGAGCCAACUUUCCGAUGAGAACAAAAAGGCAGAGAUUGACUCUAUCAUGACCUAUUCACGCACUCAGGUGCUUAAAGCCGUUCUCGGUGCAGGAUAUGCGGUUGGCGUGACACCCGACGACCCACGACUGGCAGACCUCAAGCCGCCAUACGAGCACCAGAUCCGCGCCAAGGCCAAGGAGCUGUUCGUCGAGGACGAAGUGUCCAAGCGAAUGCGCCAGAAGAUGGUCAACGUCAACGAGAAGGAGGAGCGCGAGCGUAAGGAGGCCGAGGUCGCCAACCGCAAGCGCAAGCACGAGGAGAAGCAAAAGUGGGAAGAGAACCGCGAAGAACGUGUUGGCAACUGGCGUGACUUCAACAAAGACACCAAAGCCAAGAAGCUUAAGAAGGCAAAGAAGAACAUGCACGUUCUGGGCUAG
Apiotrichum porosum is the source of this 654-nucleotide messenger RNA. RefSeq lists its product as uncharacterized. Bases 1 to 654 code for a protein of 217 amino acids. The record is from RefSeq and is a predicted model, not a curated record. Lineage: Eukaryota; Fungi; Basidiomycota; Tremellomycetes; Trichosporonales; Trichosporonaceae. The transcript has 7 exons.